AUGGCACCUAUUUCACUCUCAGAUAUCAUCUCUGCGCUCCCAUCAGAGGACUCAUGGGGACCAUCGACCACAUCAGAAACCACAUUAAAUGGAGUUCCUUACGCCCCAUACUCCAAAGGCGAUAAAUUAGGUCGCAUGGCAGAUUGGACCGCUGAAGGAAAAGAUGGAAGAGAUGGCAGAGGUGGAAGACAGCAGUACAACCGAAACUACAGAGAUCAACAAGUUUACGGCGCUGGAACCUCCUCAUUGUUCGCAGUUCAGCUCGCCGAGGACGAAUCUACCUUCUCUGUUGUCAGCAACACCCGCGAUUCUACCAAGACCCGCUUUGGACGUGGAGGACUCGCUCGUGGACGUGGACAACGUGGCGGAAGAGGUGAUACCCGUGGUGGUAGAGGUCAAUUCCAGCGAGUUGGAGGACGAGGCGGGCAACAAGGCUACAACAGUUAUGAUACCCGCGGUGGAAGAGGUGGUGCUCGAGGUGGAAGAAAGUUUGGCUGGAAAGAUUACGACAAGCCACAAAGAAAUCGCGAUGCCUCUGUUAACAUCAAGCCUGACUGGAAAAUGUUGGAGGAGAUUGAUUUCAACCGUCUGGCCAAGCUUAAUCUUGAUACCGAUGACGGAGAAGACAUUGACAGUUAUGGUUUCCUUUACUACUACGAUCGAUCGUUCGACAAGCAACCUGUCAAGGCUGCCGAGAGAAAGCUCAACGUGGUCGACCGCGCUUCAUACAACGUUACUACAUCUUCAGAUCCCGUCAUUCAAGAACUCGCCGAGAAGGAUGAGGCCACAAUUUUCGCAACAGACAGCAUUCUUUCCAUGCUUAUGUGCUCCCCUCGUUCAGUUUAUCCUUGGGAUAUCGUUAUUGUUCGACAAGGCAACAAAGUGUUCCUCGACAAGAGAGACAAUGCUACCCUCGAUAUGGUUACCGUUAAUGAGAACGCUGCUGACGCUCCAAUGGAUGCUUCAGAAGGUAGCAAGGACGCUAUUAACCAGCCAAGUGCUUUGGCUGAGGAAGCUACAUACAUCAACCACAACUUUGCAAAUCAAGUCAUGAAGGAGAGCGACAGCCAAAAAGUAGAAAUGGAGAACGAGAACCCAUUCUAUAACUCUGCCGAAGAGACCGACCCACCUGCCAGUAAGGCAUACAAAUACCGUAAAUUUGAUCUUUCUUUGAACGACGAAGAUCCAGUUCACUUGGUUGUAAGAACCGAGCUUGACGCUGUUUCAAAGAACGCCAUCAGUGGAGAAGAUCAAUUCUUGACUGUCAAGGCUCUUAACGAAUUCGAUUCCAAGGCACAAGGAAGUGGAGGUGCGUUGGACUGGAGGACGAAGUUGGUCAGUCAACGUGGUGCUGUUGUUGCAACCGAAAUGAAGAACAACAGCUGCAAGCUUGCAAGAUGGACAGUUCAAAGUAUCAUCGCUAAGGCUGAUGUCAUGAAGCUUGGAUUUGUUUCCCGUGCCAACCCAAAGCUCAACGAUCGUCAUGUAGUCCUGGGCGUUAUUGGCUGGAAGCCACGUGAUUUUGCUUCGCAAAUGAACUUGUCUCUAUCCAAUGGAUGGGGUAUUGUUCGUACCAUUGUCGAUAUGUGCUUGAAGCGUGAAGAGGGCAAGUACGUACUUGUCAAAGAUCCUAACAAGCCAAUCCUGAGACUGUACCAAGUCCCAGCUGGUAGUUUUGAGGAUGAUGGAGAGCAUGAUGUAAUUGAGGAGAAUGCUGAGGAGGAUGAUUAG
Botrytis byssoidea is the source of this 1731-nucleotide messenger RNA. RefSeq lists its product as uncharacterized. The coding region runs from base 1 to 1731 and encodes 576 amino acids. The record is from RefSeq and is a predicted model, not a curated record. NCBI's taxonomy places the organism in Eukaryota, Fungi, Ascomycota, Leotiomycetes, Helotiales, Sclerotiniaceae. The transcript has 3 exons. Gene Ontology annotation, biological process: translational initiation. Gene Ontology annotation, molecular function: translation initiation factor activity. Gene Ontology annotation, cellular component: eukaryotic translation initiation factor 3 complex; cytoplasm.